Galeopterus variegatus (Sunda flying lemur) is the source of this 833-nucleotide messenger RNA. It is a transcript of the gene EIF4EBP1, whose product is annotated as eukaryotic translation initiation factor 4E binding protein 1. Gene Ontology annotation, biological process: negative regulation of translational initiation. Gene Ontology annotation, cellular component: cytoplasm. The record is from RefSeq and is a predicted model, not a curated record. NCBI's taxonomy places the organism in Eukaryota, Metazoa, Chordata, Mammalia, Dermoptera, Cynocephalidae. The coding region runs from base 33 to 389 and encodes 118 amino acids. Gene Ontology annotation, molecular function: eukaryotic initiation factor 4E binding. The transcript is spliced from 3 exons.
GGCCGCAGGGUUGAGGGGCCGCGCGGGACACCAUGUCCGAGGGUGGCAGCUGCAGCCAGACCCCCAGCCGGGCCAUCCCCGCCACUCGCCGGGUGGUCCUGGGCGACGGCGUGCAGCUCCCGCCCGGGGACUACAGCAGCACCCCCGGCGGCACGCUCUUCAGCACCACCCCGGGAGGUACCAGGAUCAUCUACGACAGGAAAUUCCUGAUGGAGUGUCGGAACUCACCUGUAACCAAAACACCCCCAAAGGACCUGCCCACCAUUCCUGGGGUCACCAGCCCUGUCAGUGAUGAGCCCCCCACGGAAACCAGCCAGAUUCAUCUGCACAAUAGCCCAGAAGAUAAGCAGGCAGGCGGUGAAGAGUCGCAGUUUGAGAUGGACAUUUAAAGGACCAGCCAUUGGACCGGGCAACGCCUAUGGGCCCUCAGGCCCUUCUCGGGAGAAGAGUCACACCAGCCAGGCCUUAUGGACAUGAUCACACCGAGCAGGCGUCAGGCGCGGGGUCAGCCACCCCAGCCUUCUGCUCCUUCACUCAGGACACCUGCUCCCCUUCCUCUUGGUGAGCACCAGCAGAUGCCUCCCUGUGCCUCCGCCGAUGCAGGGGCUGCCACCCCGAGGGGAGCAACGGCAACUCAGCAGGCCCACCCUGCAGCCGCGCCAGCCAGCGGACACACACGGGCCCUUCUGCAUGACCGUCCUGCUCUUCCAGCCCCGUCCUCUGGGGCGCACCCACCCGUUCCUUAGGUUGGUGUGUGUGGGAAAGCGCCCCUCCCCCUUCCUUCCCCAAGAGAGGAAAUAAAAGCCACCUGCGCCCUAGGGCCAAGAAAUGGG